Pelodiscus sinensis (Chinese soft-shelled turtle) is the source of this 3458-nucleotide messenger RNA. Lineage: Eukaryota; Metazoa; Chordata; Testudines; Trionychidae. The record is from RefSeq and is a predicted model, not a curated record.
UUUCCCCUCCGGUUGGCUCUGUGUGAGCAUGAGCCACGCUGGGAGAGCAACACAACGCUCCAUUCAGCUCUCAUUUCAGCAAGCUGGUUCCCAAGAUGUGGGGUUCUCUGAGCCUCCUUCUGGUGUCAGCUCUCUUCCCCGCCAGGAGAGCGGCUGCAGAGCGCUGCCCACGGAUCUGCAUCUGCGAUAACAUCAAGCGCCACGUCAUGUGUCUGAACAAGAACCUCACAGAAGUGCCCAUCACCAUCCCCCAGGUCACCCAAAAACUGGAUCUCCGGGGCAACAACAUAAAAAUCAUCCCUGGGGGAGCUUUCCUCCCUAUCCCAUACCUCACCCACUUGAACCUGCAGCGAUGCAACCUGGAGAGUAUUGAGGAAGGGGCUUUCAGGGGACUAGGAAGACUGAUCUACCUCAACCUGGCUUCCAACAAUAUAGCCUUCAUCUACCAGGAGUCCUUGGAUGGUCUCUCUUCUCUCCAGCAGCUCAUCCUGGAGAAGAACCGCCUAGAAGAGAUAAAACCAGGGGCUUUCAGCCAACUGGGUUUCCUCAACUUCCUCAACCUUGGUGAGAACUUCCUGGUCUACCUGCCGGAUAUGGUCUUCCAGGGGCUGCAGCUGAUCAAGUGGCUCCGCCUGUCCCAUAAUGCACUUCAUGUCAUAGCCACCGAGGCCUUUGCUGGGUUGCCUGCCUUGCGGAGGUUGAGCCUGGACUACAACGAAUUGCAGUCCUUGCCCACAGAGGCCCUGUCGAGGCUGUCAGGUACCACCCGGCUGGAUCUGGGACACAACCCUAUCACCUAUAUCAGCGAGGAGGCCAUUGAGAUGGCUUCAUUAAAGCAGCUGUUCUUGGACAACAUGGCCCUCCAGGAUGUGUCACACAAAGCCUUUGUGAAGAGCCCCCUGCUGCAUACACUUGACCUCCACAACAACCAGCUGCAGGUGCUGCAGCCGCUGACAGAAACCACCCACCUGAAGAAAAUCAACUUAACAGGGAACCCGGUGGUUUGCUCGUGCUACAUGCGGCCCUUCAAGGAGUGGAUGGAGAAAGCGAGGGUCCAGGCUGAUGUGCCAUGUGCCAGUCCGGAUGCCUUCAGGGGUGAGCAGCUGGAGUUGCUGAGGUCCGUUGAUAUGAAAUGUGGGGGCCCUGCCCUGGAAGCAGAGCCGCUCCCCAGCCCAGCUGCCCCCAGGAGGAAGCCCGAGGGAGAUGUUAAGACAAAGUGUCCAGAAGGCUGCACCUGCUCCCCUGAUUUCCAGCACAGCAACUGUGAGAACCGAGGUCUCCGGAAGAUCCCCAGGGGGUUCCCUACCAACACCCAGCUCCUGGACCUGCGCCGAAAUGAGUUCCACUCCAUAUCCAAGGGAUCCUUCCCCAGCUUGAAGAAGCUGGUCUCACUACACCUGCAAAGCUGCAAGAUCAUGGAGCUGCAGCCGGGUGCCUUCCAGGGCUUACAGAAGCUGGUCUACCUCUACCUCUCCAACAACAACAUCACUGCUAUAGACAAGGCUGCCUUUGACGGGGCCCCCCAGCUCAGCUAUCUGUACCUGGACCACAAUGGGUUCACUCGGGUGCCCAGAGGGGCCUUCAGCCUCCUACCCAACCUCUUCUCCUUCCACUUACAGCAUAACUCCAUCCGCCAGCUGUCAGACAGCGACCUAGCUGGGGCAGGGCAGCUCCGCUGGGUCUACCUGAGUGGGAACCACAUCACUCGUGUGUCCCCCAGGGCCCUGAGCCCGGCCAAGAUGCUAGAGAAGCUGCACCUGGACGAGAACCUGUUGCAGGAAGUGCCCACCGGGUCCCUCCGGGGUUUGCCUGCUCUUAGUGAGCUGAAGCUAUCCAAGAAUCCCAUCAAGUGUAUUGGGGAUGGAGCCUUUCUCCCAGUGGCCAAGUCCCUGCAGCACCUGUAUCUGGAUAGCCUGGGGCUGGAACAGGUUUCCGCAAGGGCCUUUGUUGGCCUGGGUCCCAGGCUGAAGAGUCUGUACCUGGAGAACAACAAAAUAAAUAACGUGCCGGACUUGCGCAGCUUCACAGGGCUGGAGGUCAUCAACCUGAGAGACAUCCCCUUCCACUGCAACUGCCAGCUCCUCCCACUGCGCAGGUGGAUCGACAAACUGAACCUGCGUGUGGGAGCCACCUGUGGGUCCCCAGCAGAAGUCCGUGGGCAGAAGGUGAAGCUUUCUGCUGCCUUCCAAAGCUGCCCAGGCUGGCGUACGGAGAAAGCCAGCAGGGCCCGUCCAAACAUGGUCAAGGCCAAAAUCAAAGCAGACAGCAGCCCCAGCAAGACAAGGAGGUCAAGAAAAGCACAAGGCAGAGGCACCAAGAGGAGCAAAGCAUAAGAGGGAGAGGCCUUGCAGCAGCUGCUGGAGGGUCUAUCAGCAGCGUGUGGCUGUGGAGGCACCUGACCAGCUACUAGGAAGCAGCUUAGUGAGAAAAGCUUUAAUGGGCUUUUGUCCACAUUGCGGUGAUAUGCACAUUGCACAGGGGAAAGGAGCAGGCCUGAGCUGUGGGCUUCUGGCUGGCAAGGAACUAUGUGUGCAGUGUGCGCUGCAGGGGGAGGGAAUUCAAAGAGGGAAUUGCCUUGAGGGGGAAAAGUAGAUGUGAAAAUCACAUGGUGCUUUUCACAAGGGAGCAUCCCUCCCCCCUCCAGCUCAGUUGUGCCAAGUUGUAGCUUGAACAACUCUAUUUUGCCUCUCUACCUUCCUCUUGCAGUCUCAGUGGAACGUGUUAUUGUGCUCUUCCUGCCCUAAAGCGUGGUAUGAUGCUGCUGAGCGUUGUUUCACUCCAGAGGCAGCAGAUAUUUAACAUGUGGCGGGCAGCAAGGAGGAUCUGCUGUUCACAGACAGGGUUUCAUGUCCUCUGAUUCAGCCGCCAGCCAUUUGCCAUGGAAUCCAACCCUGGCUGGAGCACUGGAACUUUCAGUCAAAAGCAAUACACUGCCAGCCCGCCUGGCUGAACGGACAACAGUGGAAACUGAAACCAAGCGUAACACAUGCAGCAUUGACUUCGCCUGCAGCAAUCCUGAAACAAAAGCUUGGAGGGAUGAAACACCCCAUCUCUCUCAAUGGCGUGUCAGGUCUCAAACAUCAAAAUGACAACUGACAUGUUAGCAUUGCUAACUAUUCAACUGCUAAUGGUUUCAGAAGACAAGGCCAGCAAAUGUAUGUUUCCCAUUGGCAGUGGCAAGACACGAAGACAUCCCCUCCUUAUCGCCAAGAUGACUGCUGGAAACAACUAAGACUCAAUAGAGGAAAGGAUCAGGCCCAAGCUAAGAGGCUGUCUAGCUUGUGAGAAAUGAUUAAAAGUACGGUAACAAAUUUCUUGGGAGUAUUAAGCUUAGCUGGUGUGUUUUAUUUAGCUAGUAACUUACUUUGAGCUUCUGUUAUCAUUCGCAAUGACUUAAAUCCUACUUUUUAUACUUAAUAAAAUCACUUAUUAAUAAAGCCAGCAUACUUGUUACCUGG